Molecule: messenger RNA, 2359 nt
Organism: Pristis pectinata (smalltooth sawfish)
Lineage: Eukaryota; Metazoa; Chordata; Chondrichthyes; Rhinopristiformes; Pristidae
Gene: sntb1
Product: syntrophin, basic 1
Exons: 8
Coding region: 307-1857 (516 amino acids)
Cellular component (GO): dystrophin-associated glycoprotein complex; intracellular anatomical structure; synapse
Molecular function (GO): structural molecule activity; protein binding
Source: RefSeq, a predicted model, not a curated record
UCUCUUGAUGGAUUCUCAGCCUGAGCACCUCCCCUUCCACUCUGCUGGGUGGGAGCAUUAAUCUGGGACCAUCCCGAGGCGGGUCGCUAGAAGUUUGGCCUGCUGCAGAUUUCCCCCAAACUCUCUAGGUGGGUGGAGAUGAAUCCGUGUUUCUCUGUUGCCUAAUCGCUGUUAGCUCCACCUCAAACGGGACUUGGGCAGAGGAAUUUGUCAGCACUUCUGUGUCAGAGAGAGAAGUGGUCUCAGAGAGUCUUCUGCCCUCUCCCUCUCACCCCCAGGUCCUGGAAUGAGAAGGAUGCUCCAGAGAUGGCGUUGACGGCCAGGGUGCAGAGGAGUGGGCUGCUGGACGUCCUGGUGCGGGACGUGUGGCACCGGGUGUUGGCCACCUUGAACGAGGAGACCCUGGUGCUGAGCUGCGACCAGGCGGCCGAUCCCGCGGCGUGGAAUGGGGUGGCCAACGGAAACCAGGCUGGCUCCCCGAGCCCGUGCGCCAGUCCAAAGGCCGGAGGGGUCCGCAAUGCCUUCACCGAGCUGCCCGAGAGCGUCAGUAACAGGAAGAGGAGCGUCAGGGUCAUCAAGCAGGAGGUUGGGGGCUUGGGGAUCAGCAUCAAGGGAGGCAAAGAGAACAAGAUGCCAAUCCUGAUCUCAAAGAUCUUCAAGGGUCUAGCGGCUGACCAGACCGAGGCUCUGUAUGUCGGGGAUGCCAUCUUGUCUGUGAACUCGGUGGACCUGCGAGACGCAACACAUGAUGAAGCAGUGCAGGUGUUGAAGAGAGCGGGGAAAGAGGUACUCCUGGAGGUGAAGUACAUGAGAGAGGCUACACCGUACAUUCGGAAGACCUCUCCGGUUUCUGAAAUUGGAUGGGAAACCCUCCCUCCAGAGUCGCCCAGGCUUGGCUCCACCACCUCAGAGUCUCCCUCCACCCCUUUGUUCUCCUUGCGCAUAGAGUCCAAGGACAAGAGGAGUAUCCCGCUGAAGAUGUGUUACGUCACCCGAGGCUUCACUGUCCCAGACCCAGAGAACAGGCAGUUUGAGUUACAUUCUCCCGACUGCAAGCACACAGUGGUGCUGAGGUGUAAGGAUGCCCCUACAGCCCAGGCCUGGUUCAAUACCAUUCAGGCCAAUGCCAACAGCCUGACGUCCAAGGUCAUAGCAGAGGUCAAAGAUCAACUUGGCAGGACAGGGAUAGCUGGCUGCCGAGAGGUUCGACACAUGGGCUGGCUUGCGGAAAAGCCGGUGGUAGAGGGUGACAAGAAGCCCUGGAAGCCAGUGCUGGUUGUACUCACCGAGAAGGACAUGCUCCUGUACCCCAGCAUGCCUCGUCUGAAGGAGUCCUGGCUCAGUCCAGCUAGCACUUACCCACUGCUCGCCACCAGGUUGGUUCAUUCCGGUAUAGGGAGAGACUCCCCUCAGCCAGGCGCAGAACUCUCCUUUGCCACUCGAACUGGAACUCGCCAGGGCAUAGAGACGCACCUGUUUCGGGUCGAGAACAACUCCAGUCUGUCCAGCUGGACCAGGCAAAUCGUACAGGGCUGCCACAAAGCAGUGGAACUCAUCAAAGAAGUUACAACCACAUGUACAUACAGGACCCAGGAGUGCUGUCUGAAAAUUCAUUAUGAAAAUGGUUUUUCUAUCUUGAAAGAGGCACAGGAGGGAAGCUUGCCGAAGUUGAUCUGGCACUAUUCCUUUGAGAAAUUAAAGAACUCCUCAGAUGAUGGAGUGAGAAUGCUCUAUCUAGAUUUUGGUGGAAGGGACGGGGAAAUUCAACUGGACCUUCAUUCAUGUCCGAAACCCAUUGUGUUCAUCAUCCACUCCUUCCUUUCAGCAAAGAUUGCACGGCUCGGCUUGCUGGCCUGAGGUAGGAGCACCUGCUCAGUGAAGGAACACGUCUCAGAAAGGGCUAUUGUUCAGGAACUGCUGGAUAACUCCAGAAGGCAGAGCGUAGCUGUGAGGAGCGGGAUAUUUAAUCUUUAAUAGAAUCAGACAAAUAGUUUAUUUAAUAGAGAAAAGAUUUGUAACAAUCCAAAAUGAAUUUUAAAGGCACCUUGCUGGUUUUAUAACAUAAAACUUUGAAUUCUUUUCUAUACUGCUGUGAGAAGUCUAAUAAAUUUUUCAAUCAUUGUUGGUAGAAAAUCAUAAUCUUCUCCAUCAAAUUCACAAACUAAAGUCUCUGUAAUGUGACACCUUAUUCCUAUUUGCCUACUGUAUAAGUGAAGAAACACUCAUCAUUUCAGACAGUGAAUAUUAUUUUUAAUUUCAGUCUCUAACAAGGCUGUUGCCAAUUAGAUUUUAUAAAUAUGUAAAAUGAGAAUUAAGUUUAAAUCACAUUAUAUCCAUAUUAAAAAAAGAGUUGCAGCUA